UGUGCAGUUUUCAGUCACACACGAAACAAACAAAAACACACAUCUUAUUGUUUAGUUAACAUAGCUAUCUGAUAUGACAUAUACAUUCGGUGGGGGAAAUAUAUUUACUCAAGAAAAUAGAUGUGUCUAUAGCUAGACAAUAAAUUCACAUUUCUGGAUAUUUCCACAUUCUCUUAUGACUGGUCAGUUGGAGCUAACAAAACUAGCUCGCUAGCAAGCUAAGUUAGUUACCAGUGAGAAGUUGUUAGAAGGCUGUACUCCGGACGUCUGAGAAAAACAACAACUGUCAGCUACAGUAAGGUUACCAGUUGUUUCCUAGGGCAAGGCAAGCUACAGCGACUAUCUGUAUCACCUAUUCGAGCUAAGACUGGGGUCGCAACAAUGGCAGGUGAUCUGCGUGGUGUAGCAGGGCAGGCCAAGCCCCUGAAUCCUCAGCGCUCCCUCCCUGGGACACCCAUCAGUCACACACUCAAACACUUCCCCAUCAACCUGCGUACAUCCAUGGACGGAAAGUACAAGGAGAUCGCUGAGGAGCUGUUCACUCGUAGCCUGACGGAGAGUGAGAUGCGCACCGCUCCUUAUGAGUUCCCUGAGGACAGCCCCAUCGAGCAGCUGGAGGAGAGACGCCAACGCCUGGAGAGGCAGAUCAGCCAGGACAUCAAGCUUGAGCCAGAGAUCCUGCUCCGCAUCAAACAGGAGUUCAUGAAAAUUGACAGCGCUGCCGACCUAGAGUUUAUGAAUGAGCUGGGUGGUGUGGACAGGACGGAUGAUGGCUGGAUGAAGGAGAGAGUAUUACCGAUGGAGCGAGAGUACCAGCGUGUCUCAAUAUCAGGGGAGGAGAAGUGUGGGGUGCCCUUCACAGACCUGGUAGAUGCAGCUAAAUGUGUGGUAAAGGCCCUGUUCAUCAGGGAGAAGUACAUUGCUCUGUCCAUUCAGAACUUCUGUAAGACCACUGCCCGUGAGCUGGGAGAGCUGGGAGAGAAGCCCCUGGACCUACGCAUCUAUGAGGAGAUCCCUGAGACCCCCGUUGAUGCAGAUGCUCCAGUCCACCCCCCUGUCUCAGAGACUCACCCCUAUGAAAACCAGGACACCAAGAACAUGCCUGCAGACACAGGGUACAGCUGUAAGAUGGUGGAUGGGGUCAUGCAUGUCUACACCAAGAAGAGCCCCAUGGAGAAGAGUACAGAGUUGGACCUGCCUUACCCAGACCUGAAGGAGUACAUUGCUGACAUGAAUGUCAUGAUGGCUCUCAUCAUUAACGGACCAGUAAAGUCGUUCUGCUACCGCCGGCUGCAAUACCUGAGCUCUAAGUUCCAGAUGCACAUCCUGCUGAACGAGAUGAAGGAGCUGGCAGCCCAGAAGAAGGUUCCUCACCGCGACUUCUACAACAUCCGCAAGGUGGACACCCACAUCCAUGCCUCAUCUUGUAUGAACCAGAAGCACCUGCUGCGCUUUAUCAAGCGAGCCAUGAAGAAGUACCCUGGGGAGAUAGUCCACAUGGAGCACGGGCGGGGACAGACCCUCAUGGAGGUGUUUGAGAGCAUGAACCUGACUGCCUUUGACCUGAGUGUGGACACACUGGACAUGCACGCGGACCGCAACACGUUCCAUCGCUUCGACAAGUUCAAUGCCAAAUACAACCCCAUCGGAGAAUCCAUCCUGAGAGAGAUCUUCAUCAAGACAGACAACCACAUCGAGGGCAAAUACUUUGGCCACAUGAUCAAGGAGGUGAUGGCUGACCUAGAGGAGAGUAAGUACCAGAAUGUGGAGCUGCGUCUGUCCAUCUACGGCCGCUCCCGGGACGAAUGGGACAAGCUGGCCCAGUGGGCCGUCAAACACCAAGUCUACUCUGACAAUGUGCGCUGGCUCAUCCAAGUGCCCCGCCUUUUUGAUGUGUACCGCACCAAGAAGCAGCUGGCUAACUUCCAGGAGAUGAUGGAGAACAUCUUCAUGCCUCUGUUUGAGGUCACCAUUAACCCCCGCAGCCACCCUGAGCUGCACCUCUUCCUCCAGCAUGUGGUGGGCUUUGACAGUGUGGAUGACGAGUCCAAGCCGGAGCACCACAUCUUCAACAUGGACAGCCCCCUGCCAGCCGACUGGACAGAGGAGGACAACCCUCCCUACUCCUACUACCUCUACUACACCUACGCCAACAUGGCCGUGCUCAACCACCUGCGCAGGAGGCGUGGCUUCCACACGUUUGUGCUGCGCCCUCACUGCGGGGAGGCGGGGCCUGUCCACCACCUGGUGUCGGGUUUCAUGCUUUCAGAGAACAUCUCCCACGGGCUGCUGCUCAGGAAGGCACCAGUGCUGCAGUACCUGUACUACCUGGCUCAGAUUGGCAUUGCCAUGUCCCCCCUGAGCAACAACAGCCUGUUCCUCAGCUACCACCGCAACCCCCUGCCUGAGUAUCUGUCCAGAGGCCUCAUGGUCUCUCUGUCCACUGACGACCCCCUACAGUUCCACUUCACCAAGGAGCCUCUGAUGGAGGAGUACAGCAUCGCCACACAGGUGUGGAAGCUCAGCUCCUGUGACAUGUGUGAGCUGGCCAGGAACAGCGUCCUUAUGAGCGGCUUCUCCCACAAGGCAAAGAGCUACUGGCUUGGGCCCAAAUACAGCAAAGAGGGCCCGGAGAGCAACGACAUCCGUCGCACCAACGUCCCGGACAUCCGCGUGGCAUACCGCAGUGAGACCCUGCUGGAGGAGCUCAACCUCAUCACCCACGCUGUGCGCACCAAGGAGCUGGACAACAUCGACGAGGAGGACACCCUCUCCAUGGCUCCCAUCGGGGCAGAAGGACGCUAAAUCAACAACUCCUCUCUAUUGCUCCCUGGAUAGGUUUUAUUUCAUAUUGGAGAAGAUUUUCUGAUCUUCGAUCUGUUCCUGGGUCACUUCCUCUGUCACUUUUAUCUCCUGACCCUCCAUACAUUCACACCCCAAGUGAUUUCCUUUGUCAUGUGACCCUGCAUGGGAAGGAAGAUCCCACAUUUUGCCUGUGAUUUAAUGACAUGUUUGUACCCAUCACUGAUAUAUCUCACACACACACACACACACACACACACACACACACACACACACACACACACACACACACACACACACACACACACACACACACACACACUUAUUGCAGUUUUCCUGUCCUAAAAGCUGCUUAUCUUCCAUCACACAGUGAUGCUGCUUUAACCUUAACAUCUAGUGUAAUAUUAACAUCUAGUGUAAUAUUAACAUCUAGUGUAAUAUUAUCAUCUAGACAUCUAGUGUAAUAUUAUCAUCUAGUGUAAUAUUAACAUCUAGUGUAAUAUUAACAUCUACUGUAAUAUUAUCAUCUAGACAUCUAGUGUAAUAUUAUCAUCUAGUGUAAUAUUAACAUCUAGUGUAAUAUUAUCAUCUCGUGUAGUAUUAACAUCUAGCGUAAUAUUUUCAUAAUGGUUAUAACUUUUGAAGUAGGAAAACAGAUACAACUUAGCAGCAAUAUUAUGAGUGUAUUAUCCAUGGGUCAUCUUACCUCACUACACAAUGCAUAGGUUCCACACUACAUUGUUCCAACAACACCUGUUCCGCACUGAGAGGAACAGUCGCAUGUAACUUAGAGAUGCAUGGAAACCAUGGUAACACUUUUCUAAAGUACGGACGUACUGAGUUUAAAAAACAGACAAAGGACCAAAUCUGCGUGGUCUAGAAGCAGAAGUUGUGCACAAUUCCAGUUUGUGUGUGCUGCUGGGUAUCUGCUGGCUUUCAUCUGUUUCUGGCUUCAGGAAGUUUCUAGUGCUUUAAUAGCUAAAGGAGUCCUCUCAGCUAGUCUCCGUGAUCUAAAUCAGCUCUAACUAAAAAGCAAGCAGGACAUCCAGCAGAGACACUGCAGCAGCCCUCAGGACAUGGAGCUGUGCUGUGACUGUGGUCUACUGCAAACAUUCCAUUCAAUUAACUUUAAGAUAUAUGUUAUUUUCACAUUAGUUAUAGAAUAUGCAGCCAAAAAGAGUAGAUGUAUACUAUUCCAGUACAGAUGCAUGAUGUGUACAGGGUGUAUAUAUAUAUAUAUACACACACACACACACACACAGUGGGGCAAAAAAGUAUUUAGUCAGCCACCAAUUGUGCAAGUUCCCCCACUUAAAAAGAUGAGAGAGGCCU
Oncorhynchus mykiss (rainbow trout) is the source of this 4134-nucleotide messenger RNA. Its product is annotated as AMP deaminase 2. The record is from RefSeq and is a predicted model, not a curated record. Gene Ontology annotation, cellular component: cytosol. Gene Ontology annotation, biological process: AMP metabolic process; IMP salvage. Gene Ontology annotation, molecular function: AMP deaminase activity. Lineage: Eukaryota; Metazoa; Chordata; Actinopteri; Salmoniformes; Salmonidae.